AUGGCUCCAGGACAAAAGAAGCCACAACAAGGACAACAAAAUGGACAGAAAAAGAAAGGCUAUAAUCCAUAUAAUAAAUUUAAAAAUCGAAAUUGGAAAAAAAAGAAACCAAAUAAUGAAAAUUCAUCGAAACCAGAUGAUGAUGAUGGUUCUAACCGAAAUCAUUCUCAUGCAGCACCAUCAAGUCCAGUUAAAAUUAUUCAAACACCUAUAACUACUUAUAUUAAUGUUACUGAAAAACCAGCACGUUAUCGUGGUUGGUCACUUUAUUUUCCUGAUACAGAUAAAGAAUCUGAUCUUAGUUAUUUAUCAGUUUGUCAAUUAUUCGAAAGUUAUUUUAAACGAACGAAAGAUUUAUAUGAUCUUUCAGAUAUUGAACAUAAACAGUCAUUUACGAUUAAUUUUGAUGAAAUACUUAAAGAUGAAGCUUUCAAAGAUAAAAAAGAAAGUUGGAGUUUAUUUUUUUCUGAUCAAAAUGAUACAACAAUGCGAGUGAUUGGUUUAGCAAUGCAUCAAUGUAUUAUUGAUGAACAAGAAGAAAAAGAUCGAAUAGCAGCAAGUGAAUGUCAUCAUCCAACAGUACCACUUGUUGAUCUUCCAAUAAUUCAUGCUCGUUUGAUUAAUUUUGAUCCUAUGAUCAAAUUAAAAGAUGUUAAAGCUCAGGCUUAUGGUAAAUUUGCAUCAAUUCGAGGUGUUGUUGUACGUGUAAGUAAUUCACAAUGUUUGGUAAUUCGUCUUGCAUUUGAAUGCUCAACAUGUCGACAUACAUUUGGUGUAACAUGUGAAAAUGGUAAACAUACUGAACCGGAACGUUGUCUAACACCUGGUUGUAAUGGUCGAUCAUUUGUUCAACGACGUUCACAUCCAUUAACAACAAUUAUUGAUUGGCAAACAAUAAGAUUGCAAGAAGUUGCUUCAGAAGCAUCAAAAGCACCUGGUCGUAUUCCACAAACAAUUGAAUGUGAAUUAACGAAUGAUCUUGUUAAUAGUGCUAUUCCAGGUGAUGUUGUAGUUGUAUCUGGUAUUGUAAAAUUAAUGGUUGAUGAAAAUAGUGGUUUACGUAAAGUAUCUGAUCAAUCUUUACUUCAAGUUUAUAUUGAUGUUAAUUCAGUUGUUAAUCAAAGAUUAAAUAGUUCUGAUGGAGCAUCAGGCGGUGGUGGUUUAAUGAAUACAAUGGAUUUUUCUUUAUUUGAUUUGUAUGGUAUUCAACAAAUUCAACAACAAAAAAAUGUUUUAAAACUUCUUGUUCAUUCGAUUUGUCCAAGUAUAUAUGGACAUGAACUUGUUAAAGCAGCACUUUUAAUGGCUUUAUUUGGUGGAUUAGUUCGAGGUGAAGAUAAUGUAUCUCAUAUUCCAAUUCGUUCGGAUCCACAUAUAUUAAUUGUCGGUGAUCCAGGUCUUGGUAAAAGUCAAUUACUUCAUGCUUGUGUUAGUGUUGCACCACGUGGUGUAUAUGUUUGUGGUACAAGUUCAACACAAUCUGGUCUUACAGUUACAUUACAUAAAGAUAAAGAUGGUGAAUUAAUGUUGGAUGCUGGUGCACUUGUUAUGGCACAUCAAGGUUGUUGUUGUAUUGAUGAAUUUGAUAAAAUGGUACAACAACAACAAGUAUUACUUGAAGCUAUGGAACAACAAUGUGUAUCCAUUGCUAAAGGUGGUAUUAUGGCAACUAUACCAGCUCGAACAUGUGUUAUUGCUGCUGCAAAUCCUGUUGGUGGUCAUUAUAAUAAAGGCAAAACAGUAGCUGAAAAUUUAAAAAUAAAAGGACCAAUUUUAAGUCGAUUUGAUCUUGUUUUUAUUCUUAUUGAUCGAGCUGAUGAUGAACUUGAUUAUCGUUUAUCUGAACAUGUACUUGCUCAACAUAAUCGUUCAAUUCGUUCAUCACAUAAUAAUACAACUGUUAAUUCAACUCGAACACAACAUGAAACAGUUACAACUGAUAAUCAACAACUACAAACAGCAUCUACAUCUAUUGAUAAUAUUCUAUUAAUUGAUCGAUUACGUCUUAAACAAGGUGAAUCAAUCGAACCUGUUGGACCAAGUCUUUUACAAAAAUAUAUUGCUUAUGCUCGUCGAUAUGUUAAACCUCGUCUUACACAUGAUGCAAUUGAUAUUUUGAAAAAAUUUUAUUUUGAAUUACGCGUUGCUCAUCAACGUGAUGGAACAACUCCUAUUACUUUACGACAACUUGAAUCAUUAAUGCGACUUACAGAAGCUCGUGCUAAACUUGAAUUACGUGAACAAUGUACUAAAUCAGAUGCUCUCGAUGUUAUACAAAUUAUGCGAGCUAGUAUGAUUGAUACAUUUACCGAUGAAAAUGGUCAUCUUGAUUUUUCACGAUUACAACAUGGCUCGGGAAUGAGUCGAGCAGCUGAAGUAAAAAAACUAAUGAAUGCUAUUAAAUGUGUAAGUGAAAAAAAGAAAAGUAAAAUGUUUUCAAUAGCUGAUUUAAAACAAUUAGCAACAGAUAUUAAAAUUAAUAUGAUUAGAUUCGAUGAAUUAAUAACAAAACUUAAUGAUAAUGGAUAUUUAUUACGAAAAGGUACAAAUUUAUAUGAAGCUUGUUUACUUGAUUAG
This is a messenger RNA of Adineta steineri, 2577 nucleotides long. NCBI's taxonomy places the organism in Eukaryota, Metazoa, Rotifera, Eurotatoria, Adinetida, Adinetidae. The record is from the annotation of a GenBank genome assembly.